Culicoides brevitarsis is the source of this 1410-nucleotide messenger RNA. Its product is annotated as carboxypeptidase B1-like. Lineage: Eukaryota; Metazoa; Arthropoda; Insecta; Diptera; Ceratopogonidae. The record is from RefSeq and is a predicted model, not a curated record. Gene Ontology annotation, biological process: proteolysis. Gene Ontology annotation, molecular function: zinc ion binding; metallocarboxypeptidase activity. The transcript is spliced from 3 exons. Bases 1 to 1410 code for a protein of 469 amino acids.
AUGAGCAAAUCACUCACACAAAUCGAUGAUCGACAAAACUUUUACGGGAAUUACGUGUCAUACGACGGUUACAAAGUUUUCGAACUUUUCCCGGAAUCCGUGGAUGAUGUCAACUUUAUCUACAGUUUUCGACGCAAUCCCAAAUAUUACGGGAUCGAAUUUUGGAAAAUUGACAAAUUUGUGGGAAGUACAGCGCAAGUCAUGGUUCCGCCAAGUCAAGAAUCGGAAUUUAAAAAAGAUUUGAUUCGAAAUAAAAUUAAAUUUCGUGAUUUUAUUGAUAAUUUGGGAGAUGUUUUCCUGUAUGAGAAGGAAGAAUUGCGACAUUAUGCUUUGAAUGACGUCACUUCGAUCGGAUUCAAGAGAUAUUAUCGUUACAAGGAGAUAAUGCAAUAUUUGAACCAUUUGGGAAAAACUCACCCGGAAAAAGUUGUCGUUGAAACAGUUGGAAAGUCGCAUGAAGGACGAGAUAUUAAAAGUGUCACGAUUUUGCCGAAGAAAAAUACGUCGGAAGUGCUUACAGUGAUGAUUGACGCCGCAAUUCAUGCUCGGGAGUGGAUCACGCCGGCAACUGCUUUGUAUGGGAUUCAGCAACUUGUAGAAGGAACGAAUAAAGGAAGGUACGAUCACAUGUUAGAUGGUGUCAAAUGGGUUUUCAUGCCGCUUGUCAAUCCCGACGGUUACGAAUAUUCGCACGAAAAAGAUCGAAUGUGGCGCAAAACUCGCAGAAAAGUCGGAACAUGUGCCGGCGUCGAUGGAAAUCGCAAUUACGACUACAUGUGGGGUUCAACAGGCGCUUCAAAAAAUUCCUGCGCUCAAACUUUCCGCGGCGACGAACCAUUUUCCGAGCCUGAAACGCGCGCCGUGAAGAAUGUAAUGGAAAGCGUUGCCGACACUUGCAAACUUUACCUUUCUCUGCAUUCGUACGGAAAAUAUUUCCUUUAUCCUUACGGACACACGAGUAAAUUACCCGAAAAUUGGAAGGAUCAAGAUGAUGUCGCACGCGCCGGAGCUGAUGCCAUCCGAAAAUACUCAGGAGCGAAAUACAAAAUCGGCAGUUCGCGAAAUGUGCUGUACGCUGCUUCGGGAUUGAGUCAAGAUUACGCCUACGAAGUGAUGAAAAUUCCCGUUGCCAUUACGAUGGAGUUGCCGGGCGGAGGAAGACAAGGAUUUGAUCCGCCGCCAAGCAGUAUCGAUCAUACGGUGAAAGAAACAUGGGAAGGAAUUAAAUCCAUGGCAAUUCGCGUUGUCGAAAAAUAUUCCAAAAAUUUAAAUGUCUUCGCAAACGAUCAAAAUUACGACGACAGCGAAGAAAAUGACGAUAUUGAGACGAAUUACGAUGAAAAUGAAGAAGAUGAGAAAUCAGUAAAUGUCGAUGGCGACGAUGACGAAGACGAUUACGACUGGAGUUAA